Salvelinus namaycush (lake trout) is the source of this 2019-nucleotide messenger RNA. It is a transcript of the gene klf9, whose product is annotated as Kruppel-like factor 9. Gene Ontology annotation, molecular function: RNA polymerase II cis-regulatory region sequence-specific DNA binding; DNA-binding transcription factor activity, RNA polymerase II-specific. The record is from RefSeq and is a predicted model, not a curated record. The coding region runs from base 399 to 1118 and encodes 239 amino acids. The transcript has 2 exons. NCBI's taxonomy places the organism in Eukaryota, Metazoa, Chordata, Actinopteri, Salmoniformes, Salmonidae. Gene Ontology annotation, biological process: regulation of transcription by RNA polymerase II.
UUUCUUGGAGUUGGGAACAGCUUCAUGCUGUAAAAUAGGACAAGUUGACGCAUUUGCGGGGAGAGAAAGAAGACAGCAGAACCUACAACACUAUUCCAGGACCGUAUUUAUUAUUUACAGGCUACAGAGGAGUAAAUCAAACAUCAAGAUAAUUAUCUAGUUAGUAGCCUAGUUACCAAAGAGCGUUUAUUUGAUCCGUUUCUGUAAAAUAGUAUUAUUUCAAGACACAAAGACGACACAUGUGGAACUGAAAACCACAUGUUUCCUGAAAUCCCUGUGGUGUGAAAAUUACCCACUUGAUAAAUUACAAGGAGAGUCAAUUUAUCAAAGGCGAAAAUAUCAGCAUCCGUUUAGGGAACAUAUUUUUGUCACCGGUGAAAUAAAUAAAGGCUUCGGCAAUGUCGGAGGUUGAUCUCGCUGCUGAGUGUUUAGUCUCCAUCGCUAACCGCCGGCCACCGGAGGACCGCUGUCCCGAUGCCAAACCGAAAGAAGACAUGUCGAAAGAGAACCAAGAAAACAGGACUUUGUUAAUGGUGGCGAUGAUUUUGCUCGACCUGAACAAAUGUAACCAGAUAACACGCAGUGAGACAUGUGGUGGGGGUAGUAGAUGUCUGGGCCAAAGUGAUGCCAACAGCAUGGUUAACGGAUCCCUGUGUGGUCACAGGGUGAGCGGGGACACUGCAAGGGCGCAACAUACCUCGACAGAAAAGCAGUCACGGAACAAGAAGGCUGUGAUUGUGCAUGUGUCCUCAGAGAAGAGACAUUGUUGCCCGUUCAGCGGCUGUGGGAAGAUGUAUGGCAAGUCUUCCCACCUUAAAGCCCACCUUAGAGUGCACACUGGUGAGAGGCCAUUCCAGUGUACCUGGCCAGACUGCACUAAGAGGUUUUCGCGUUCAGACGAGUUGACACGCCACUACCGAACACAUACGGGGGAGAAGCGCUUCACCUGCCCGCUAUGUGACAAGUGUUUCAUGAGGAGUGAUCAUCUGACCAAACACGCCCGCCGCCACGCAGGCUUUCACCCCAGCAUGCUUCAGGGCCCCACAGUCAGAAGAAGCCGCUCCUCCGCCUCCUUCUCCUCCUGCGACUCUGGAGACCAGAGCCCUACUGAGGUGUGAGACACACACGCACAACCAAAAUACACUACAGGGAGGUGGAAGUAGGCUAGUUACUUUAUUUACCCAAUAACAAACACACACUUUUUUGUGCAAAAUGUUAUAUCUACUGUGGGCCCAGUGCCCUAUUGAACAUGACCCUGUUUGUUUUCUGUUUGGUAAUAACUGGUCUCUAGUGACCCCUAGUGGUGUGAGCAAUAUUAUCACUGGAAUGAGAAAAGCGGUUUUAAUCGUAGAGCCAUUCACCUUUUUUGCAUAAUAUUUAAUUUCCUCUUUCUACAAGGAAUACUGUACAUUAAGUACAUCAAGUAGCAAUGUAAUAAUAUGUGAAGUAUGUCAUUUUUUUAUUUGGACAUUUAUUUUGUUUUUACACAACCAGACAAUGAGAUGCCUUGUGUAUUAAAGUGCUCCAUAAUGUAAUAGUAUAAAUCACCUUGGUAGUUGUGUGUGUGUGUGCUAGUAGCUGAUAAUGAAUUGCCUAAAUUAUGGUUAUGUUAUAACACAAAGCUGUGCAGUGAAAUUUGUGUACCAAGUCACAUACGGGUUACUCGUACAACUGAGAUAGUUUGUUGGCAUUUUGACACCUAUCCAAAUAGAAUGUAAAAUUGUGUGUUGCAGCUUAGAUCACUAUUACAACAUUUGCAGUAUUGCUCUUCUUUUUUUCUCAACUUUGUACAUUAUUUUUAUAUUUGUAUAGGGGAUUGUGUAAUACUUUGUGCCUUUCAGAUUGAAUUCAUGCUCAGCAUUCUUGGAUGUUUUGAAGUUGUUCUAGUUUUCUGAAUGUCUGAAGCUCCAUCUGCCAACAUGUGGAUAACUAAUUUAUGAUAGUAUUGCUCACUGUAAAUACCUGUGUAGUUAAUUGUCAGAUAUUUUUAACAUUAAAAUAAUUCUUUGUACAUCAGUA